Molecule: messenger RNA, 1854 nt
Organism: Mesocricetus auratus (golden hamster)
Lineage: Eukaryota; Metazoa; Chordata; Mammalia; Rodentia; Cricetidae
Product: histone H1.3
Exons: 1
Coding region: 74-736 (220 amino acids)
Biological process (GO): nucleosome assembly
Cellular component (GO): nucleosome
Molecular function (GO): structural constituent of chromatin; DNA binding
Source: RefSeq, a predicted model, not a curated record
GAGCCUUCAGUACUGAGAGCAACUCUCGCUGACAGUUUGUGCUUACUUUUGGCUCUCCCAGCAAGCAUAAACCAUGUCUGAGACGGCUCCGGCGGCUCCUGCUGCUCCCGCACCUGUGGAGAAGACACCUGUGAAGAAGAAGGCGAAAAAGACUGGCGCUGCUGCGGGGAAGCGCAAGGCGUCCGGGCCCCCGGUGUCCGAGCUCAUCACCAAGGCUGUGGCCGCCUCCAAGGAGCGCAGCGGCGUGUCCCUGGCCGCGCUCAAGAAGGCGCUGGCGGCCGCCGGCUACGAUGUGGAGAAGAACAACAGCCGCAUCAAGCUGGGGCUCAAGAGCCUGGUGAGCAAGGGCACCCUGGUGCAGACCAAGGGCACCGGCGCCUCCGGCUCCUUCAAGCUCAACAAGAAGGCGGCUUCCGGCGAGGCCAAGCCUAAAGCCAAGAAGGCAGGCGCGGCCAAAGCUAAGAAGCCCGCUGGAGCAAAGAAGCCCAAGAAGGCGACUGGUGCUGCCACACCCAAGAAAGCGGCCAAGAAGACCCCGAAGAAGGCGAAGAAGCCCGCGGCUGCCGCAGGCGCCAAAAAAGUUGCCAAGAGCCCGAAAAAAGUGAAGGCAGCUAAGCCCAAGAAGGCAGCUAAGAGUCCAGCGAAGGCCAAAGCUCCGAAGCCUAAGGCCGCUAAGCCCAAAGCGACCAAGCCUAAGGCCGCCAAGGCAAAGAAGGCCGCUCCCCGCAAGAAGUAGACAUGGCGCGUCUUGCUUUGAAAAAUCUCAAACGGCUCUUUUCAGAGCCACCCACAGAUCUCAUUCAAAAGAGCUGCAUUUCUGUCCAUGUUUUAAAUUGCCUCUUGUGGCCUUGGUCAGCCGACUCUGGCUUUGUAGGCGGAAGCACAGUUGUGGGAUUCCCUUUGGGUGUGUUUCGGAAGUUUUUGAAUGCCCAGAGCAAGGCUUGGUUGUGACUAUUCUAGCUUCAUUUUGUUGGCUGCGGUCGGUUUUUUAAAAAACCCUUUGGAAGGGCACUGGCCUGGGCGGGUUAUCUAGGCAUUUUUAUGAUCACUAUCUUCUUGGCGGGAAGUCCUCAUUUCUGGCGCGCAGGCGUGGUAAUGCACUGUGUUUAGCAAACCAAUCCGACAGUGGGGAUUACAGACUGGGGCUGACUCUUGAAAUGUUCUUUUCCAAUGGGUCCGUAGACCGUGGUUUUGAGAAUUACCCAAUCAGGCUAUCCUAUCAGUCAUGAGUGGAAACGUUGAGCCAAUCAGAGAUUGGGAUACUAAUGUUUGCGUUUGUGUACUGGGACGCAGGCAUUCCCUGUUCUCUCCCCCCCUCCGCUCUUCUGCACCUCCAUUUCCCCUCCCCCACCUCUGAAAUUACCAGUUCUAAGUGGAUGAGAGGCUGAGAUACUGGAUUUUUUGUUUGUUUGCUGCGAAAGACUUGAAUAACUUCAACAUCCUCGGAGUUUGUAGGGAUUGAUGCCAUCGUCACUAGACUUUUAAAUCGUAAUGCUAAGGUUUUUUUUUUUUAGUAAAAUUUUAGCACUUUUGGCAGUUCAUACACCACAUUGCUUCUUCGUAAUUUUUCCUAGCUUAUUUGUUCUCCCCCCCCUUUUUUUUUUCGAGACAGGGUUUCUCUGUGGCUUUGGAGGCUGUCCUGGAACUCGCUUGGUAGUCCAGGCUGGUCUCGAGAUCCGCCUGCUUCUGCCUCCCGAGUGCUGGGAUUAAAGGCGUGCGCCACCAACGCCUGACCUUUCUCCCUUUUUUAGCGAGUAAAACAGUAAACAAUUUGAAGGUAAAACCAUUUUGGACGGCUGCCUGGUUUGCAGCUGGACUUGUGAAAGUUAAAUAAAAAAAGAAAAUGAAGUUGAA